This is a messenger RNA of Arachis duranensis, 1038 nucleotides long. RefSeq lists its product as uncharacterized. The record is from RefSeq and is a predicted model, not a curated record. Bases 1 to 1038 code for a protein of 345 amino acids. The transcript has 3 exons. Lineage: Eukaryota; Viridiplantae; Streptophyta; Magnoliopsida; Fabales; Fabaceae.
AUGGUCGCUUCCAAUUCAGGAUGUGAAGAUCAGCAUGUGAAGGUAAUGAUCGACGUACAUGCACGACUAAUACCACAACAUGUGAUGGAGUUAUAUGUUGUGGUCUGUGACAUGGUUGUUGGUGGUGGGCCGUCUCUUUUGAGUCCUGAAAUUGUCCUACUCAAGGCCACACCGAUCCACUACGCCCAACCACAUGAUAGUGCCGACAAGGACGAAUGUGAGGGCGAUUCAACUUAUGUUGCUGGGUCCGGGUCGUCUAUCAAUACAGCUUUCGAAGAUGAGUAUGUGCCGGAGACUCCUAUCGGCGGUGUUGAUCAGUUCAGAAACUGUGAAGCAGUUUUAAUAGCGGUGAAGAACUAUAGUAUUCGACAGAAUGUGGAGUAUAAAAUUUUGGAGUCAGAUAGGCUUAAAUACCAAUGUCGUUGCAAGCAAUUUACUAAUGGUUGUCCAUGGACUCUUCGUGUGGCACUAUGCCAUAACUUGAAUUACUGGAAGGUGUAUAGAUUCGGUGGAGCAUAUACAUGUCUGGCACCUACCGUGUCUCAGGACCAUGCUCAGCUGGAUAGUGGUUUGAUUUGCAAGGUCGUGUUAACUAUGAUAAAGACUGACUCGUCGGUGUCUAUCCCAGUGUUGCAAAGCCUGGUGCAUCAAAAUUACCAUUUCAAGCCUUCGUAUCGAAAGGUGUGGAUGACAAAGGAAAAAGUGAUUGCCAAGAUCUAUGGUGACUGGGAAGAGUCGUAUAGCAGGAUACCUGCGCUCUUACAAGCUUUGCAGGAGUGCCUCCAAUGUACGAUUCACGAAUGCGUUGUUGUUUCUUAUUACAACAAGGACAUGAUUAAAGGAAAGUGGAGUCAGUUUGAUAAGAUUUUUUGGGUAUUUUCUCUAUGUAUUGAAGCGUUUAAGCAUUGCAAGCUUUUUGUAUCUGUGGACGAGACACAUUUGUAUGAAAAGUACGGGGACGUGCUGUUAAUUGCUGUGGCUCAAGAUGGUAACAACAAGUGUGCAAACCAAUGUGGUAGGCAACAUCUUAGAGUGUAA